Messenger RNA from Caenorhabditis remanei, 468 nucleotides. RefSeq lists its product as uncharacterized. The transcript is spliced from 2 exons. NCBI's taxonomy places the organism in Eukaryota, Metazoa, Nematoda, Chromadorea, Rhabditida, Rhabditidae. The coding region runs from base 1 to 468 and encodes 155 amino acids. The record is from RefSeq and is a predicted model, not a curated record.
AUGCGUGAAUCAACGAUUCUUACCAUCCUUCUUAUUCUCAAUUCCCUUUGUGCAGUUCUCUCAACAAAUUAUCACUUCACAUUUCAUGUGAAAUUACACUGUGGGAUUCCCUAUCGUAAGGUCGGAUACAAUGCUCAGUUUUUCGAUAAAGACUAUAUGUGGUUCAACAGUGAUGACCCAAUUACUGAGCAGUAUAAAACCGUUGCUCCGCCGGGUGAUAUUGCUUUCAAAGCAGAAGGAACGCUCACGGGAGACGAGUGGCUGACUGACUUUUUCGAAGUGAAAAUGGUGUUAUUCCACACUUGCACACCGAGUGGAAAAGCAAUGGCAGUCGAUUUGGUUUUAUAUCCAUGGGCAUACAAUCACUAUAAUUUGGAGGAUGACAAGUAUUAUCGAUACGAAUUCACAAGAAAUAUCACAGAGCUUAGUGGAGACCUUGUUCAGCCCGCUAGAUUGGAUAAAACUUAA